AUGAAUACUACAGAUCUGAAAUAUUUAUCAAAGAUAGCGGGAUCAAUAGAAGAAAAAAUUACCCAAAAGGGUCGACCACCUAAUGAACGAUUUCUUUUUCAAAAACAGCAUCCUCAGGCUACAGCAUAUUUAAUGAUGAAGUACAGUGAAUCUCAUGUGCCUGUUCUCUAUGGGCCUCAGAUACCUCGACAAGAUCGUGAUGAUACUCGAGAACGAUAUUGUCGGGCUAUUCUCACACUUUUCGUGCCCUGGCGUACUGUGGCUGAUAUUUGUGACAUCAGUCAGACAUGGGAAGAUGCAUUUAAAUCUCGACAACAUCUUAUUUUGAGUAAUUCGUGGACAAUAAUAGAAAACAUUCAACUUUUGCAUGAAUGUAAAAAGGACCGCGAUGAUCAUUUACUUCAAGUUAUCGCCGAAGUACAAAUCGACAAUGGCUUAGUCGAUCCUGUACUGAUACCGACUAAUCAAGUCGAUGGUGAAUAUGGCACUGAUGAUAGUGACGAUUUACUUGAAUUAUUAGCACCUACUGGUAUUGCCGCUGCUGAAAUCGAUGGUAUGACCAUCCAUUCAUUUUUGGGUGAACAGCGUAACUCAGGAAAAGCCCGUACGAUUAAACCAGGCGAUUUAAAACUUGAGAAAGAAUGGGCCCUCGUUGAAUACCUCUUAAUUGACGAAAUAAGUAUGGUUGGUUUAACUCUACUUGCGAAACUCAACCGAAUUAUAUGUGCUGCAAAACAUACUGAUCCUCAAGUUCCAUUUGGUGGUGUAAAUGUCAUCUUCUUCGGCGAUUAUUUACAAUAUCGACCUGUAUAUGAUGUACCCCUACAUACAGACUUCACUUUACCGGUUAAAAGUAAAUCAAACAAGAUAGCAACUGAAAAACAAAUUCAACAACGUGUUGCACGUUCUUUGAUUCUCCAAAUCAACUGUGUGGCUCCGAUUCUCGUAUUUCGUAAUGAAGUACGAACACAAUUAAACCACAAGGCAGUUAGUCACAAAGCAGAACAAAUCGGACAAGCACCUAUAGUAUGCGUUGCCCAAGACGCCUGCAAAGGCAAACCAAUUGAAGAUCGAGCACUUAUUAAAAAAUUAUUAGAAUUAUCUGAUAGCAAAACGGAGCAUCUACCAGGUCUAUUGCCUCUUGUUCCUGGAAUGCCUGUGAUUUUAACGCAAAAUAUUGCCAUUGAAUUGGGGCUUAUCAAUGGUGUGAACGGAAUCUUUCGGCAACUUGUCUAUCAGGAAGAUUCAGUGUCAACUGAUAUUAUUUCGGAAGAAUUUUCCAAGAAUGCACGGUAUGUCCAUCGACCUUUAUACGCCUUGGUGGAAAUUACCAAAUCAAAGAUCGAAUGCAAUUUAGAACAACUUCAGCCAAAGCUGAUUCCAAUACCGGUAAUGGAACAAACGUUUCGAGUCGAUAUAGGUGAUAUUCUUCCAAAAGAUAAGAAGCCAAAAUCAAAUGGAAAAGCAGUUUUAUCCAUUAAACGGCGCGCAUUACCACUUGUACCAGCUUAUUGCAUUACAACCCACAAGAGUCAAGGUCAAACCUUGAAUAAAGUUGUAAUUGAUUUAAAGCUGCCAAAUGAAACUGAUGAUAUUGCUGCAGUUUAUGUACCCUUGUCGCGGUCACAGCUGGCAGAAAUUGAACGACUCGAUAAACUAUAUUUAGAAACCCAAGCGCGUUUUCCAGAAUGGUUGUAA
Rotaria sp. Silwood1 is the source of this 1698-nucleotide messenger RNA. The record is from the annotation of a GenBank genome assembly. Lineage: Eukaryota; Metazoa; Rotifera; Eurotatoria; Philodinida; Philodinidae.